Messenger RNA from Echinostoma caproni, 2664 nucleotides. NCBI's taxonomy places the organism in Eukaryota, Metazoa, Platyhelminthes, Trematoda, Plagiorchiida, Echinostomatidae. The record is from the annotation of a GenBank genome assembly.
AUGGAGCAGGAUAAUGAGAUGGGCAUUUUUGAAUCCAGUGCCUGGGUGACCCCGAUCGUCAUGGCGAUGAAAAGUGAUGAUCUGGCUAUGAAAACAGCUGUGUCCUCGUGCGAGGAUGGUGGCAUCGAUUUACUACCAGGUGGCAGGCUGUCUGAUCUAGAGUAUGCAGACGACAUUGUGAAGAUCCAUGCAUUAUGCCAAUGCAUGGAUUGUCUGUCUCCAAACACGUGUCAACAGUUGACUCAGCUGUUCGACUCCCACUUACCCAGAGCAAGCACUAGUUUCGUUCCCUCUAUUCGUUACGCUGUUUUUACACUAUGGCCUAGUGUCAUUCGUCGAUGCACAAGUGUUACGAAUACAGUUUCCAAAGACAAUGUUCUUCCUAUUGUUUUGUCCUUGAUGCAUGCUCUGCCACCCACAGAAGUGCAUGAUACCCUUGCCACUCCACUUUCGGUUCUCAUGGAAGUGACUAUCUCAAAUCCAACUCGAUUCGAACCUUUCAUCUCUCUCUGUUGUCUGAUUGAUCGGAUUCACGAAAGCUCGACUAAUGCCAUCCUGAGCACAAUUUUGGCCGAGUGCAUUUUCCGUAUUGUCAUUUUACCGCUUUCCACACGGAAUGCGUGGUAUCAUUCAGACCGACCAGCUCCUGGUUGGUAUCAGUGGCUCAUUCGUCUCUGGGCUAAAUGUGUCCGUCUGAUCCGUCUGGAAUUAUCCGAACUGGAACCAGAGCAAUUGCUUCUUCCUAUCCGUGGUUCCAAUCCUUUGACCAAACCGUAUCAUGUACGCAAGGCAGUAAAUGAAUCGCCCGCUCUGCAUCAAACCAUCAUGGAGUCACUGUUGGGAAUUCUAUGCGUAUCACCGUCCUCAACAUCGGCAUCAGCUUCUUCGUCCUCGUUCGUCUCACCCGGUUCACCAACUGCGAUUUUUCAUUGUGUCAUCCUCGACUGGUUGCUGGAACUCAUCACCGAUUUUUUGGUCUGUGUCUGUCCCGAUUUUAAACGGGAGGAUCCAGACAGGUCAAUCACGGACGAAAACACCUCAAACACUUGGGCACUGUUAUCUGUUUUGGUGCUGUACGCUCGACGGGGAUGGACCACUGCAUUUUCCGUUGAAUAUCUGUACGCUCGUCUAUGCGAAUCGCGGGCGGGUCUAGGCGGAUCACGUGGUCUGAUCAAUUUAGCUGUAUCACACGUGCGCGACGCUCUCCGCUCAUGCAAUCCUGUACAUUUGGAGGACGAAUCGUGGACGCGACUGCUCUGCUCUCGCCUUCGCUUUCCACUGAUUCUUCUACUUGAAUCGGACAGUCCUACGCUAGCCCCCUCUGAGGGAUUAGAUGGUACUGCAGGUAACAGCGGCACACAAACGACGAUCGGAGACGACAUCAGUGGAGUUUGGGCCCUUCCAAAUGCUAUAGGUCACGCAUCUGAGAUGUCUCUAGGAUCUCGUCGAAUGCGUGCAUUGUUGCCGUGCUUAGCAAUGCCGUUUUAUUUUGACCACGAUCAGUGCGUCGUCAAAAACUAUACUACCUCUGUAUCUGCCGAAACUGAUCAAACGGUUCCCAUGGGAAAUGCAUUAAUCUCGGGCAGCCUUAUAUUGGAAUUGAUUCAAACGUGCUUGCAUUUGCUUCCCGAUUUGAGGUACUCGCAUCAGCAUGAGCAGUCUUCCUCACAGUUCGAUAAUCUCCCAUGGAUGACCUGUUUCGGCCUACUAAUCAACCGUCUAGUCAAAGCGUUGGAUCCUAUCACUUCGUUGAGGGAUGUAGUAAUCCAUCCAUCCGGAGGGCUAUUUGCGAGAAAACGUCAGGCGUUAUUGGAUCAGGUCUUACUUAUACUUCCUCUUGCUCGUUCAAAUGCUAUUCAACCCCUGCUGCGUUUGUUGUUCGUGGUCGUCUUAGGUCGAGAUCCACGUCCCGAUGCCACACUUUCCUUGUCGAAUUCCAGUCAGUUAAUCCAGCUCAGUCCAAAGUUACUAAGCAAAGUGAUUCCCAUAAUUGUUGAUGAACUCAAACGCUCCUCAUCCACUGCCUCAAAUGAGUCGGAAUAUCCGUCUAACGAAUCGAAUCCGGCCAGUGUACUUCUUCAUUGGUUCGGUUUCGAAGGAUCCGGUCAACCUCCGUGGUUGUCUACACCGGAUUUCCGAUCUGCUUCGUCAACCAUGACAACCUGGUCUUUUCGAGUAUCUUUCUCUCAGUCGUUCGGUUCACUGUAUGUUCACGCCAGUCACAAACACGUUGUACAUUCGCCCAGAUCACCCAGUUGUGCCGUUCGCUACUCAGGUGGUGGUUGGCUAGCUCUGGAUCCACGCUGUUUCUCCACUAGGCAAUGGCGUCAUGCUCUGCUUCGGGUCAGUUGGUCUAGCCCGAACAGGAUUGAAAUCACCAGCAUCUGGGACGCAUGCUGGAAAAGUCGUGCAACGAUCACCCUGUCCGAUGAUCCAUCCCAGCAUGAUUUGCGUGACGGCCAACUUCAAUCUAUGCAUCAAAGUGGUCUGUGGCUAGUUUUGGGAUAUCCGUCUGCUUCUUCCGAACCACGGUCUGAUCGGUCACCGUCUGUUUGGAGAAACCAGAAGUAUAGUAUGGGAAAUGUGUUCUUUUUUCACGGUCAGUUAUUGGUUCAUUGGUUCACAGAAAUGCAAAGCGAGUUUUUACUGUUCCUCCGAAAGUGA